Dreissena polymorpha is the source of this 859-nucleotide messenger RNA. RefSeq lists its product as uncharacterized. Lineage: Eukaryota; Metazoa; Mollusca; Bivalvia; Myida; Dreissenidae. The transcript has 2 exons. The record is from RefSeq and is a predicted model, not a curated record. Bases 158 to 640 code for a protein of 160 amino acids.
UUAAAACACAAUAACAGUAACAUAUCACUCAUGAAUGACAAAGAAUUUGCAAAAGUCUGGGAAGUGAUGAAAAGCAAACAAAAGGCAUUAAAAAAAACAAGGCUAUGGGAAUAAACCCAGAGAGGCUGUGGCACUAACAAAAGAGCACAUCGAGGCAAUGUAUUCAGCCCAGACACUAGGAGAUUCUAGUCCCAGAGCCUUGAUUCAUUCGUUGUGGAUGAUCUGCACAACCCAUUUCGGCAUGAGGACGGGAAAUGAAAUACAUAAACUCUGCUGGGGGGACGUUACACUUGGUGUUGAUUUUGAGUCAGGCGAGGAAUACAUCACACGCGAUACCGAGCGCCAGACCAAGACCAGAACAGGGGAAAAUCCAAGAAAUACCAGGUCAGUCAAACCAAGGGCUUAUGCAGUCCCCGAAGAGCCCAACAGAGACCCAGUUCAUCUGUAUAAGCUGUAUGCAGACAAACGGCCGGUGGAAAUGAGAGGAGAUGACAGUCCGUUCUUCCUUACACCAUGCAACAGCACACAGCUUGGCUGGUUCAGGAGGUCAGCAAUUGGUAUAAACAAGCUGUACGGCAUCAUGGCAGAGAUGAAGGCGGACGCUGGGAUAACAGAGCCCAGAAUCACCCCAUACAGGUAGAAUUAAUUAACAUUUAACUCAUUUGCAUAUGUAUGGUGGCACUAAGCCAGGUGACAUCAAAGCUAAAAAAAAAUUAACUCGUGAAAACAGACUUAUUUUGUGUUUCCCCGACUUAAUUUUUUUGGAGCGCUGAUGUCACCUUAGUGCCACUGUACAUAUCUCAAAUAAAAAGAAAAUGAUCACUUACCUUUAAAUUAGCAUUAUCACCAUUUGUUCAAG